This is a messenger RNA of Hansenula anomala, 1203 nucleotides long. It is a transcript of the gene SPR3, whose product is annotated as septin SPR3. Lineage: Eukaryota; Fungi; Ascomycota; Saccharomycetes; Phaffomycetales; Wickerhamomycetaceae. Gene Ontology annotation, cellular component: microtubule cytoskeleton; cell division site; cytosol. The record is from RefSeq and is a predicted model, not a curated record. Gene Ontology annotation, biological process: cytoskeleton-dependent cytokinesis. The transcript is spliced from 2 exons. Gene Ontology annotation, molecular function: GTP binding; molecular adaptor activity; GTPase activity. The annotation marks the transcript as partial.
GAAAAAUAUUCACUUGGAAUUGAUGCAUUACCUUCCCAAACUCAAGAUUUGAUUGCAAAGAAAGGCGCUGAUUUCAAUUUGUUGCUUGUUGGUGAAUCAGGUUUAGGUAAAACAACUUUUGUUAAUACUCUUUUUGGAACCUCAAUUUUACCAAGUGUUUGGCAUAAUGUUGAAAAAGUUGAACCAACAAUCAAGUUUGAAAGAACAACAAACAUCGUUCAUCACACUGCUCAUUUAACUGAAGAUAACUUUGCCUUAGAUUUCACUGUUAUUGAUACCCCAGGUUUUGGCGAUUUCACUGAUAACACUUUUGGUUAUGUUCCAAUCACAAAUUAUAUUGAUGAACAGUUGAGAUUAUACAUGUUUCAAGAAGAACAACCAGAUCGUUCAAAAUUAAAAGAUAACAGAGUUCAUGCCUGCCUUUAUUUCAUCAAACCAACUAGUAAAGGAUUAUCUCCAUUAGAUGUUGAAUGCUUGAAACAUAUUUCAAGCAGAGUCAAUUUGAUUCCAGUGAUUUCAAAAGCUGACACAUUAACAACCAUUGAGUUGAAAGAAGUCAAAAAAGCUGUUAGAGAAAUUGUUGAAGCUCAAGAUAUCAAAAUAUGUGAGUUUAUUGAGGAUGAGGAUGUUAAAAAGACAAUUUUGAAACAGUUUCCCUUUUCAGUUAUUGGCUCUGAAUCAUUUGUAAUUAAUGAUGAAGAUGGUUCUUCAAUUAGAGGACGUAAAUAUAAAUGGGGAAUCGCUCAAGUGGAAAAUGAAAAACAUUGUGAUUUCAUUAAAUUGAGAGAUGUUUUAAUGGCUAAAAAUAUGGUUGAUUUAAUCUCAAGCACUGAAUCUUAUUAUGAAAGUUGUCGUGAAAAAUUAACAAGAACAAGAAUCAAGGAAGCCAAAGAUAAAUUGAGUGAUGAUGAAUCUAUCAAGUAUUUGAAUUAUGAUGAUCCUGAUAAAAAUGGAUUGGAAAACAAUAAAAUUUUGGCUAAAUGUAACAAACUUUUUGUUGAUGAAUUAGUUAUUGAAUGGAGUCCAAGUUUUAUUCAAAAACAAUUAGCUCAAAAGAAACUUUUCAGUGAUAUUGUCUCACAAGAGGAGAAAAAGUUCAAACAAUGGAAAAAGGCAUUAUUUCAAAAACAAGCUGCUUUUAAUCAAGAAAUUGAAGAGCUUCAUGGUGAGAUUAAAGAUUUAAACAUGACCAUUGAACUGUUG